GUUGAUUAAGGUGAUGUACAUAUGUUUUCACCCAUCCAGAACAUAUUUACAUAAAUAAUAAUACUUAUAUAGUUACCCUGAUUAUCAUUCAUACCAGCAAUUGUUUUUGACCAUCUAAUCGAUGAUGUCAUUCCACAUAAUUUACUAAACCGUUUACUUGUUGAUUCACACUUCUGACAUGUUUAAAAUAAUAAUUAUUAUUAUUAUAUUAUUAUUCUGAAUAUUUAUACAGAAUAUAGUCACUGCAGUGUUUGAAACACUGUUAUUAAUGUGGGUCCUGUGUUCGGAAUGUAUACAUUAAGUAUGCACUGGCAUUACCUACUCAAUUUCCCUCACAUGGCAUGGGUUGACCGGUCGCUGUGGACCGAACCAAGGACCUUGUGAUUGCGAAGCGAACUCCAUAACCACAAUUUAUAUACAUUAACCACAAGGCCACGUGCUAAUAUUCUAAUUUAUAUAAUAUACUCCUUACUUAUAAUUUUUAUAAUCUUUAGAUCUCAAUGUUUCAUAUCAGCCACACCUAAGUGCAAGUCAAAUCUUUUAUAGCGCCUGAAGUAAACAGGCUCAAAUAUUCCACUGUUUGAAAAAUCUUAUCAUCCCAAAAAGCACAACUUUGUUGAAUUUACAAAAAAAAUGUGUUGAAUAAACAUUUCUUUUACUGUUUUGAUUUGUCAGUAGAAGUGAGCUGAGAAAUUAUUGUUACAAGAUACAUGUUUUUAGAAGGGGUCUAGCAGCAAAUUUAUUGUCAAAAAAUCUCUGGUACAUACUGAUUUAGCUAAAAAAUUUGGAAAGACCCCAUCAUAAGUUCAAAAAAAAAAAUUAAUCUUAAAACUUCAAACUAAACCAUUUUUUGUGCAAAAUAAUUUAGUGUAUAUUAUAUAUGCAGCGAAUGGAAAGUUCGGCUGCAAAUCCAAUAUUAUUCACACUAUUUAUUUUCUUAACUCUAUAUUAUUCUAGUUUACCAUGGUUCUUCUGGGUGUGCAGUUUGUCAUAACUUUAGUAGUUGUACUAUUUCUCCAAAAAUUGGGACCAUAUUACUCUCUAGCAAGAUGGAUUAUGAACAAUAAGCUGUUUCGAUAUCUACAUCCAACAAACAAUCAACUGAAAGCAUUAGCCGGAAAACCAAAUGGUGCCCCAAAAGGGAAGCGAAAGAAGGCGAAUGAGAAGGCUGAAAUACCUUUGCUACAGACAGAAACCUUCACAGUGCCUUGCAAUAUUAAUGUUCCUUUGGAGUUAGUACCUGUCGAGGAGUGUGACCUCUAUUCACAAUAUAAAUAUCAGGAUUAUAAAUGGUUGGUUGACUUUUCCUUCUGUGCAGCAUUAGUAUAUAUCCUAAUUGAACUAGCAGCAUUGUGGAGACCACAAAUUUACACGGAAGAGUUUAAUAUUGGUUUUGUGUGGUGUCUACUUGUUGUUUAUUUUGCACUUAAAGAGUUAUUCUUGCUAACUGCUGCAUAUUGGGGCACAGAAGAUGGAGGUGAACGUGCCAUGACCAUAUCGUUUGGUUUCUUUUUCUUCAUAAUGGCAAUGGGUAUAUUGGUGGUUGAUGAAAGUGUUCUUGAUUUUGGCUUAGAAGUUGGAUAUACAGAUUUUGAAGACAAUUUGCAAACUGUGUUCAAAAAAUUGAGUUUGAGUGUUCAAAGUGCUCCAUCAAUAUGGACAAUGAAAAUUUUUUUGGCACUACUUUCGGCUUCUCUUGGAGCAGUGCUUGGUUUUCCUGGUAUUCGUUAUGCAAAUAUGCAACUUGAUUCCAUAUUUUACUUCAGUGAAAGUCGAUUUAAUCAGCUAUUGUUGCAUGCUACAUUUUUUAGUCCAUUUUUUCUCAUAUUAUUAUGGAUCUUACCACUUUCCAAAGAUCUGAUGUAUGUUAAAAAAGAAAAAUCUGGAGUGCAGCAGUUAAUGACAUAUGACACCUUUUUAUAUGCUCGUAUCCAUUUGUUUAUACUUGUGUGUUUGUUACGAUUGUUUGUUCUACGUAGACUAUUGCAAUCUCAUUUAAAUUCAGCAUAUCAGAAAAUUGCUAAAUUGAAGAAAGAAACUGGGCGGAUUUCUAACCUCGAGCUUCAGCGUACAGUUGCACGUGUAUUUUAUUAUUUAUCGGCAGCUGCUUUACAAUAUGUUGCACCAUUGAUAUUAAUGUUGUUCUUUUCGUUAAUGCUAAGAACACUGACAUAUAACAUGGUCGAACCUACAUCGGCGAGGAAUAUAACAUUGACUGAGAAAGCUGCAGGUGAACAAAAGAAGGAGUAUGCAAAACUAAUUCGAAGUUUGUUUUCAGUGAAAAUGGUAAAUGGAGUAUGUUCCUAUUUGACUUGGUGGACAUGUGUUUCAUAUUUUUUGACAUCAUGUUUUGGUACUGCUUAUUUAAAGUUUUUAGCAUAAUUUUUUUGCCUACCUUGUUAAGGAUAUAUUGCUUUGAAGUAGUUUGUGCUUUCUUUUUUAAAAUUUACUAUGUAGUAAAUGGUACUAUAUAUAUUCGAAAAUAUAUAAAUCUUUGACAA
Molecule: messenger RNA, 2501 nt
Organism: Hydractinia symbiolongicarpus
Lineage: Eukaryota; Metazoa; Cnidaria; Hydrozoa; Anthoathecata; Hydractiniidae
Product: transmembrane protein 161B-like
Exons: 2
Coding region: 964-2382 (472 amino acids)
Source: RefSeq, a predicted model, not a curated record